Messenger RNA from Histoplasma capsulatum G186AR, 591 nucleotides. RefSeq lists its product as uncharacterized. Lineage: Eukaryota; Fungi; Ascomycota; Eurotiomycetes; Onygenales; Ajellomycetaceae. Bases 1 to 591 code for a protein of 196 amino acids. The record is from RefSeq and is a predicted model, not a curated record. The transcript has a single exon.
AUGUCGCCACAGGCAGCGGACGAAACCCGAGCAGAGCAGAUAAGCCGACCAAAGAAAAACAAAAGGAAGGCGGAACGAGGGCAGCUCGUGGUUGCCGGGUUGGGAAGGCACCACCGCAGACAGACAGCUGCUCCUGUGCUCCUGCUGUAUCAGAACACGGCGAGCGCCGUCCAUCUUCAGCCUCCAACCUCCAACCUCGUUGUCCGGCUUCGUCUCAGUCCAUCUCAACCUCACCUCAACCUCCUCUCGACCUCACUUCUCUCCCUUCCCUCCCUUCUGUCAGCCUCUCCCCCCGACAUCCUUGAGCUCUGGCUUUUUAUCCCUCUGCGCAAUCGCCCACUGGGCCACACUGGUCGUGAGAGCGCCCAGGAACAAGGCAAAGGGAAUGCUGCCUGCUCUGUGCUCGAUGUGAGUCUUUGUACGCCCUCGUCUCAUACGCUGUACCACUCUUCUUCGUCCCUCCCCCUCCUCCACCCCCAGCACCCCAGUUGCAGUAGCAGUAGUGGUAGCCUCUCUGCCUGGUUCCCUGAUCUUCGUCACCCAACUUUCCCCAGCACCAAUGUCCCAAAAGUAAAAGAAAAUAUCGAGUAG